GACCAUCUCCCCUCGUUUAGCUCUGAGAAAGACAUGGAAACCAGUGGGGUGAUAUUCGAGGCAACUGCCGCGUGCACCCAGAGCUUCAAGGCUUGCUUAGCGGCCAAGGCGCUGACGAAGAAUGAGUGGGCUGAGAAUCGCCUGGCCGACUUCAACCUCUGGGCCUCUGGUAUCGGUGCCUCAACGCGAAGCCGAGCAUCUCUCGACUCGAGGUUGGCUCUCAGACCUGAGACCCGCAACGUGAUAGCGAACGUGUUACGUCUGCUUGCUGAAACUGUCGACAAGUGCAAAAAGCUAGCAAUCUCAGAAACUACUCAAAUUAUUUCAGAACUUAGUGAUGAUGAGGAUUCCCGUGGGCGUCAGGCUACUCUAUCGCCGGAGGAGUCUACACCGCGGUCAUUUUCUCCUUGGUCAGAUGCCUCUGACACGCAGUUGGAGAACGAGGUUGAAAGCCUAUGCUCUAGCGACCCGUUGCACAAGACCAUAAAAGACGUCGAGAUGAUGCUUGAUCAACUCGCUAGGAUCGCCGUUGCAGUCCGACGGUCAGGCAGGCGGUCACGACUUCAGAAAGCAGACCAACGCUUUAAACCAGCGGAGCACGAGGAGUUGCAGAAACAUCUAACCACUAUUUUACUCGCGCGUCCAGAGUUUUCGGAAGACCAAAUUGACGUGUCAAAGCUAAGUGAGAUACAACAACGUCUGGUUCAUUGUAAUCUCAUGCGUCGUAACCGUCUCUUGUAUGCGCAACAACAUUCGAUAUGGCUAGAUACAGAUGCUGCGGCACGUCUAUCUCAAGGGCAGGCCAAUAAUACCCACCCAACAGCCAGUGAAGAGCCAGCCAAGGAAAAACAGAAAUCGCUACCGCUCACUACGAAGCCUUCGAGUGAAGCACCGGCCGUUUUAGCAAAUCCCACCAUAAGAACAGGAACUAGUGCAUCUGCGGUGAGCAACUCUGUUACUUUACCGCUGGAUGUAUUACCAGUACCGGCCGCUUCAACUAUAAUGUCAUCGACUGUGAUCAAUCUCAAAUACCCGCGCCCUCCAAAAAUAGAAAAGGGAGCGCGUAUUUUCAUGUGUCCGUGUUGCUGCCAAACACUUCCCGUGACAUUAUCGGAAGGUAACAGGUGGAAAAAACACGUUGCGGAUGACCUUAGUCCAUACACGUGUAUAUUGCCAGAUUGCGUAAACCCCGAAGUCCUCUUCUCCACAAAGGAAACCUGGCGACAGCAUUUGCUCGAGGGGCACCAAAGCUUUGAGUAUUGGGUAUGCUUUGUCUGUGGAGAUGACAAACGAUUUCAAAACGAAGACGCUUUUACUGAGCAUACGAAGACAUUACACGCUGCAUCUGUGAAGCCCGAUCAGAUUCCACUCCUGCGAGAUAUUUGCAAACGAUCCACUCCUAUGGAGAUUAGAUCUUGCCCGUUGUGUAAUUGGCCAGACGGGGAAAAAGGUACUGUUGAUCAAGGUGUGCUCCUUGACCACAUUGCUAUAGGCAUACACUCUUUCUCGCUCCGGGCAUUACCCUGGGCCGACGAUAACGGCCAAGAGACCGACGAACGAAUUAACAGCAGCGCCAACAAAGUCUAUGAUUGGCUUGCAACAUCCAAGCUGUUGAAAAAUCCUCGUGAAGAAAGACCUUCUCGUGAUAGUAAGGUUUAUUAUUCUGAGCACUUUCAGCGCCAUGCAUAUUUCGCCAAUAGUUCGGCAGCUUCGAGCUCUAGCGAACUUGAAUCGGACGACUCGAUAAAAAAAGAGCUCAAUAAAUGGAAGAAAGAAGGCUCGGUGAGUUUUGGAAGUAUAGAAAGCGAAUAUCUAUCUAAGGAUGGAGCUGGAGUAAACGCGUCGAUGGGAGCAACGCUCCACACGCUCGAAGGCCAUGCUCACCCCGUCACCUCUGUGGCUUUCUCCCCUGAUAGCAAGCAAAUUGUCUCUGGCUCUUUGGAUAAUACAAUAAAGCUUUGGGACAUUACAACAGGAGCAAUGCUUCAAACACUCGAAGGCCAUACUGACUCCGUCACCUCUGUGGCUUUCUCCCCUGAUAGCAAGCAAAUUGUCUCUGGAUCUUGGGAUUAUAAGGUAAGGCUUUGGGACACUAUGACAGGAGCAAUGCUCCAGACGCUUGAAGGCCAUACCAACAUAGUUAUCUCAGUAGCUUUCUCGCCUGACGGCAAGCAGGUCGUAUCUGGAUCUGACGAUGAUACAGUACGGCUCUGGGAUACAGCGACGGGACUGCAGAUUCAGCCAACGCUUGAGGGCCAUAAAGACUCAGUUAUCUCAGUAGCUUUCUCGCCUGACGGCAAGCAGGUCGUAUCUGGAUCUGACGAUGAUACAGUACGGCUCUGGGAUACAGCGACGGGACUGCAGAUUCAGCCAACGCUUGAGGGCCAUAAAGACUUAGUCAACUCAGUAGCUUUCUCGCCUGAUGGCAAGCAGGUCGUAUCUGGAUCUUACGAUAAGACAGUACGGCUCUGGGAUACAGCGACGGGACUGCAGAUUCAGCCAACGCUUGAGGGCCAUAAAGACUCAGUCAACUCAGUAGCUUUCUCGCCUGAUGGCAAGCAGGUCGUAUCUGGAUCUGACGAUAAUACAGUACGGCUCUGGGAUACAGCGACGGGACUGCAGAUUCAGCCAACGCUCGAGGGCCAUAAAAACUUAGUCAACUCAAUAGCUUUCUCGCCUGAUGGCAAGCAGGUCGUAUCUGGAUCUGACGAUAAGACAGUACGGCUCUGGGAUAUAUCUCCGAUGAUUCAAGCUGCUUUAGCUUGAAGUAUUUUGAGGGAGUCGAUAGUCUAUUUCGUGAUGAUAAAGAAAUGAUUAACCGAAUGUUUUCCAGUGCUGACUAAAUGUGGCCUGUUAUAAACUCAAGAGAGUGUGCAAAGUGGACACCUUAAUCGAAGCCCACUGUAUAUAGAUCAUGAUAAUGCUAUUAAGAAAUUUGGUAUGGAGUAAGCAAGGUGAGCGCGAUGCGUGUCUAGCAAGGAAUUACACUCUUGCCUA
Botrytis cinerea B05.10 is the source of this 2997-nucleotide messenger RNA. RefSeq lists its product as hypothetical. The transcript has 4 exons. The record is from RefSeq and is a predicted model, not a curated record. Lineage: Eukaryota; Fungi; Ascomycota; Leotiomycetes; Helotiales; Sclerotiniaceae. Gene Ontology annotation, cellular component: nucleus; transcription repressor complex. Gene Ontology annotation, molecular function: protein binding. The coding region runs from base 34 to 2766 and encodes 910 amino acids. Gene Ontology annotation, biological process: negative regulation of transcription by RNA polymerase II.